This is a messenger RNA of Trichogramma pretiosum, 3971 nucleotides long. RefSeq names its product DNA replication ATP-dependent helicase/nuclease DNA2 (gene Dna2). Gene Ontology annotation, molecular function: 5'-flap endonuclease activity; single-stranded DNA helicase activity. The record is from RefSeq and is a predicted model, not a curated record. Gene Ontology annotation, biological process: replication fork reversal. Bases 184 to 3864 code for a protein of 1226 amino acids. Gene Ontology annotation, cellular component: cytoplasm. The transcript is spliced from 14 exons. Lineage: Eukaryota; Metazoa; Arthropoda; Insecta; Hymenoptera; Trichogrammatidae.
ACAACGGCCGCUGCUCGCAAGGGCAAAUUGGCGCGAAUAUAGUGUCCGCGAGUUGCGGUCUGCAACUUACGGACGCACUUUGUAAAUUGUAACUAUCCACUGCUGUGGAUUGAUCUUUUCAAUUAAUAAGGACUUUCGAUUAUGUUUAAUUAAAAAAAUUUUAGUAACAACAAUAUAAUAAAAAUGAACAAGGGUAACCAGAAUGUGAAAAACGCGGUGUCACCAACGAAACAGCGUACCCCAUUACAAAUACGUGGCCAAAAAAAAUUGAGCCUUUAUUUCUCUCAGAAUGCCAAUACCAUUAAGCAGUCAUCAGCAAUUAUCGAAUCUUCCGGUAGUGACAGUGACGAAGAACGUGAAGAUAUUUUUGUCGACUGUGAUUCUCAAAAAAAACGUAAAAGACGCUCUGAUCAUAUGUCAAAAAAUGUACGUAAGAUUCAGAAAACUUUUGACGGCAAUAUUUCUUUUGCAAAUGAUGAUAAAAAUUCAGGCGAGAUAGAAUUUUUUGAUUCAAUGAAUAAGGAGUCGGAAUUGAAUACUGCCUUUGUUUCUGGUAUUAAAUCAACUGAUGAAUUUACUGCUAUUAAAGAAGAGUCAGUUCAACAAUCUGAUGAGCUUUUGAACAAUAGCAAGAAUGAUAAAAAUGAUGAUAAACUUGACUCUGCAAGCAUUAUUAGUGCCACAAAAGAUAGUGGAAUAGAAACCCAAGGAACAAAUACUCUUGAAGUAUUCGAUGACUUUUUUGAAGAAGAAUGGUCUUAUGACAAAAAUGGGAAGGAAACUGAAAAUUUGGAUGACCUGUUUCAAGAUGAAUGGUCUGAUGAUUCGAAAAAAAUUCUAGAUUUUACUACACCACAAAGAUGUAAUAUUGUUGAUAUUGUCUGGGAUAAAACUGACAUGACUUUAAUUGUUAAAGGUGUCAAAGAUGAAUUAAUAGCCACUGUAAAGUGUUUUGGAUUAUGGCGUUACACCAAAGUAGAGCCUGGUGAGCCCGUAGUAAUUAAAGCUGUAAAAGAAUCACCUGAUGCACAAUAUUGGACUGUCAAUAAUAACUCAGGCUGGAUUAUCAAUCAACCAGACACACUUAUUUCGGGCACAUCAGUUGUUGGCGCUUUAUGGUGUAAUAGACGUAGUGCUCUGCAAGAAAAAUUCAAGCAUAUGGAAUCAUUACCUUAUAAUGAAGUUGGAAAUCACUUUAUGCUUACAGGAAGUUUAACUCAUGAACUGAUUCAAACUGUCUUGGAUCAAAACAUCACAGAAUUGAAAAAAAUUUCAGAUUUAUUAGAAAAAAUUCUGAAAAGUAAGCAUGCAAUAGACAUGAUGUAUGCUGGUGGAAUUUCUUAUGGAGAGUGCAAAAACUUGAUGAAACCAGCUGUUCCACAAAUUUAUAAGUUUGUUCAACGAUAUAUUAUAGGAACAAAACCAGCAGCUCCUGAUCAAAAUUUUGAUGGAAAGAUUGAUCAAAUAUGUGAUAUCGAAGAAAAUGUAUGGUUACCAUCACUAGGGUUGAAGGGAAAAAUAGAUUUAACGGUAAAAGUUAGUUCUAAGUCUAAAAAUCCAUUAAAUCCUGCUGUAGAACAAAGAAUUUUACCUCUUGAAAUCAAAACGGGAAAAUCAUCUUUUUCAAGAGAACAUCAAGGACAGUUGAUAUUAUACACAAUGAUGAUGAACAUGACAGGGCGUGAAGUCACUUCCGGUUUACUUUUAUAUCUUAGGGAAAAUAUCAUGAGAGAGAUUGUUGGUAGUUUUAAUGCUCAAAGAGAUUUAAUUACUUUACGUAAUACAGUGGCAUAUUACUUAUCUCGUGAGCCAAUAAUUUUAAAAGUUAACGAUGAAGAUGUUGUUCAACCUAUGGAGUUUCCUAAACCGAUUAAUCAUCCUUCUUGUUCUAAAUGUCCAUAUAAUGUAUUAUGUUGUACUUACUUAACUGAAGAUGAUAAAAAUGAUAUGUCUGAAAAUCAUCCUCUAAAAACAUUGAGUGAACAAGCAACUAGUCAUUUGACAAAAGAUCAUAUGAAUUAUGUUAUGAAAUGGAUUUCACUUUUGCAAAUUGAAGAAAAAACUGAUAAUGAAGAAGUCACAUCUUGGAAAGAUGUUUGGACUUUAAAACCAUCAAAAAGAGAAAAAAGAGGCUCUUGUAUCUGCAAUUUGAGUUUGAUAUCAGUCACUGAAAAGUAUGGAAGAUUUGUACAUAUUUUUGAGAGAUCCAAAUCCUAUGAAAAAUCAUCAGAAUUAAAUGCAUCCGAUUUUGGAGAACAAGAGUAUGUUAUUAUUAGUACUAAUGAUAGAAUAAAUAUAGUUUCAGGUUUUAUAGAUGACAUUAAUGGUACAACUGUUUCCGUCCAUUGUGAAAAGAAUAUAACAAAAGUAUAUAAAAACGAUAUUUUUCAUAUUGACAAAAGUUCAUCAUCUUCUUUGUUAACUCAAAAUAUGGGACAACUUGGAGGACUUUUAGAUGACCAAGAAAUUUGUUCAAAAUUACGUCAUAUUGUAAUCGAUAAACGUCCCGCAUCAUUUGAAAGUGAUAUGCCACCUCUUACGAUGGAAACUGGUGCAGAUAUUUUCGAAAAAUUGAAUGAAAACCAAAAACAAGCUAUUCUCAAGACAUUAACUGCAGAUGAUUAUAUUCUUAUUAAAGGUUUUCCAGGCACUGGAAAAACUCAAACUUUAGUUUCAAUGAUAGAAUUAUUAGUGCGUUUGGGAAAAUCGGUAUUGAUCAGUGCUCACACAAACAGUGCCAUAGAUAAUAUCUUAUUAAAAUUGCUGGAGCGAAAAAUUGAUUUCAUCCGAUUUGGUUCAGUAUCAAAAGCGCAUCCGGCCAUACAACAUUUGGUUGAUCAAAAUGUCACCGCGCAUUGCGAUACCCCGGAAAGUUUACAUACCGUUUAUUGUAGUAAGCAAAUUGUUGCCGUAACAUGUUACGGCGCUACUCAUGCACAUCUUUCAAGACGAAAAUUUGACUAUUGUAUUAUUGAUGAAAGUACCCAAGUAUUGCAACCGACUAUUUUAAGACCCCUUUAUUGCGCUUCAAAGUUUGUUCUUGUUGGCGAUCCUGAACAACUACCGCCGAUUGCUCGCAAUAAUGUUGCCAGAAAACUGGGGAUAAAUAAAUCACUUUUUUCUCGUUUGGAUUCAGAUAAUAAUUCUGUGGCUUUGACCUUGCAGUACAGAAUGAAUAGUUGUAUCAUGGACGUUGCUAAUAAAUUGACCUACCAUGAUUUAUUAAAAGUUGGAACUGAAGAUAUAGGCAAAGCAACUUUACCUGUUACUAAGAUUUCUGAUUUUGAAACUUGUGAAAAAUGGAUUCAAAAAGCAUUGUCAAUGAGACUCAAAAAUUCGGCAAUAAUGCUAAACACUUCUUCAACUUAUCAACUUGUUCUUGAUACAACUGUAUCCAAUAAACCUGGAAUAAGAACAUGCAAUUUAUGGGAAGCUUCCAUUAUUUAUCGUCUAAUAGACGUUCUCCAAGAUCUUGGAAUUCAUAAUAAAGAUAUUGGUGUGAUUGCACCUUACAGAGCUCAAGUACGAUUUUUACGCUCACUACUUCUAGAUAGUAUUGAAGUAAAUACUGUUGAUCAAUAUCAAGGACGAGACAAAAGCGUUAUUAUUUAUGGUUGUACAAAAAGUAUAUCUCCUGAGACUGACAUUGCGGAAUUUGAUAUUCUUAAAGAUCAGCAACGCUUGACAGUAGCUGUGACUCGGGCCAAACAUAAGCUCAUAAUUGUAGGUGACGCAGGUACACUUAAACGAUUUUCUCCAUUCAAAAAAUUACUUGACUACUUGGGAAGUCAUGAUCGAAUCUAUGACUUGAAAGAUGGUCAAGAUGAUUUUUCAUUCGAUGAUUUGAUGAAGAUCCAUCUGUGAUUAAUAGGUUGUCAAACAAUUUAUUUUUAUAAGAUUGUGUUAUCAACAUAUGCUUAUAAGUGAUGUUCGAUUUUGUAUCUAGCAAUUAAAUCAAUUUUUAUAUGAGC